Colias croceus (clouded yellow) is the source of this 582-nucleotide messenger RNA. Its product is annotated as complex III assembly factor LYRM7. The transcript has 4 exons. Gene Ontology annotation, biological process: mitochondrial respiratory chain complex III assembly. NCBI's taxonomy places the organism in Eukaryota, Metazoa, Arthropoda, Insecta, Lepidoptera, Pieridae. The record is from RefSeq and is a predicted model, not a curated record. Bases 130 to 504 code for a protein of 124 amino acids.
UAUUACAGUCAAGUGUAGGUAAUAAUUUUAUAUUUUUUUAUUCAUGUACGUAUUAUAAUUAGAAGAUACUAUAAGCGUAUAAUAAAAUUCAACUAUGUUUUAAGAUAAUUGUUAUUAUUACCGUUUUACAUGAUGGACAACUUGAGGAGAGCUGUGUUGCAAAACUUUAAAAAGCUGCAUCGCACACGUUUGAAGGUGUUUGAGGGAGAUAAUCGUGCUCUUAAUGCCGCAAGACUUAAAAUAAAUGAAGAGUACAAAAAGAAUAAGGCUGUGCAGGAUAGUGAUGCUAUACAAGCGAUGAUUAAAUACGGAGAAGAUGUAGAAAGAGAGCUCAGAACACAAGUGAUACAAGCUCGAGAAGUAAAACCAGGAGUUUUUGAGGCAAGAAUCACUGAAGAAACGGUCAAGUUAGACAAUGUUCCUUUUGAUGAAAAUGCAGAUAUACCAAAGAGACCUAGAAGAAAUCAACCUUGUUGUCAAGAUCAAGCUUCCAAAAAGCAAUGAGUUUUAUUUUAAAUGUAGAUUAGGAUUAUUUAUGAAUUAAAAAUAAAUGAUAAUGAUAAUACUAGAUUAGGAUUGCAA